Messenger RNA from Macrobrachium nipponense, 1079 nucleotides. RefSeq lists its product as uncharacterized. Bases 33 to 956 code for a protein of 307 amino acids. The record is from RefSeq and is a predicted model, not a curated record. Lineage: Eukaryota; Metazoa; Arthropoda; Malacostraca; Decapoda; Palaemonidae. The transcript has 2 exons.
AUUCACAGCGCACGCUCUGUUCGGUGGGAACCAUGCCUUCCAACGCUCUUUCCCCGCUCUUUGACCACCUGCAGGAGGGCCUCAGCCACUUCGACAUCAGGAGAUGGACGCAAAACUUUGAUCUGAAGGACUUCUUCAAGGAUAUCGAUUUGAAGACGGUUGGGUCCCUGGCCUUAAUUGUUGUUGCCGUUAUAUUCGUACUCGACUUGAUAACGAAGUCCUACGCUCCUUUGGGGAAGUCCUUGGCAGUGUCGGCUGCCGACGCCUGGCAAACGAACAGACAUCAGAUCCAGUUCAGUGAAUUUGGAAGAGAGAGCAACAGUCGGUCGCUGGAGCCUGUCAUGGAAGUAUUAGACGCCCUGGCGGAAGCUGUCAAGAAAUGGGAGAAAUCCGAAGCCAGUUCACCACAAUUCCAGAAAUCCGAUACCGAAAUCCCACAGCAUCAGGAAUUCGAGUUCAGAGUACCACAGCAUCACAAUUCUGAAAACAGACUACCACAGCACCAGACUUCCGAAGUCGUAAGACCACAGCGCCAGACUUCCGAAGCCGACAGACCACAACAUCAGGCUUUUGAGACAGAGAGACCACAGCAUCAGGCUUUCGAAGCCGUAAGACCGCAGCAUCAGGCUUUCGAAACCGUAAGGCCACAGCAUCAGGCUUUCGAAACCUUAAGGCCACAGCACCAGGCUUUCGAAGCCGUAAGACCACAGCAUCAGGCUUUCGAAGGACAAUUACUACAGCAUCAAAAUUUCGACUUCAGGGUACCACAGCAUCAAAAUUUCCAGUUCCCAACGCACCAGCCUGUGAAAUUCGAAACGAGACUGACACAGCUUCAGGACACCGGUUUCAGAAUACCUCAGCAUCAAAAAUUCGAAUCCAGAAUAUCACAGCAUCAUAACUCUGAGGUGCCACAGCACCAGGCCUCCUCUGGAGAUCGUUUUGUUUGGUCCAAUUAAUGUUUAGUUUAUUUUCCAGGAAUUUGCAUUGAUUGCAAAUGCAUGUUACUUAAUACCUCUCAUCGUUAUCAAUGUUAUAUUUUUGCUAAGAUACCUCAAUAAUAAUAAAAGUUUGAACAAUAA